AUGAUUAGAACAAAGCCAUUACUUACAUUAUUAUUAUGUUUGUUCUUUUUUAUUAUUAUAUUAAAGUAUCGAACAUUAAAAAAUACAAUAUUACCAUCAACAAUUCAUAUUUUACCUUCAUCACCAUCGACAUGUUUGGAAUCUUACGAUUCUCAUAAACUUCAUAAAUCUAUUUUUUAUAUGUCAAUGGUACACUUUAGAAUUCCAGUAAAAUUAAGUCAAUUCGUUGAAAAUAAAACUGGCUUUGAAAUUGGUGCUCCCUCGGUUACAACUUGGGGUAAUUUAGGUGUAUAUGCUGCUGCAAGAGUAGUAGAUACUACAAAUUUUGCUUCUCAAACUUUUUGGGAAUCUGGACUAAAAGAUGGUGGAUCUUUUAUAUGGAAAAAUCAAACUAAAGGAAAACAAUAUAUACGAGACGCUGUAGAUUUACAGGGUAUACCGAAUGAAUAUUAUGAUUUUGUAUGUGCUACAGAUGUUUUAGAACAUAUUGCUAAUCCAUUCAAAGCACUUUUAGAAUGGUUAAGAAUUAUGAAAUCUGGUGGUUUAUUACUUAUUAUUGUACCAUUUAAGAAUGUUACAUUUGAUCGUAAACGUGAUGUUGUUCGUAUAGAACAUUUAAUUAAUGAUUAUCAUAAUAAGACUAGUGAAGCUGAUCUUUCUCAUUUAAAUGAAAUACUUCUUUUACAUGAUGUAAAAAGAGAUCAAGGAAUAGUAAAUUUUGAAAAUUUUAAAACACGAUCAAAAAAUAAUUAUAAAAAUCGUGGUUUACAUCAACAUGUUUAUGAUCAAGAACUUCUCUAUUAUAUAUAUUUAUGUUUAAAUCUCAAUAUUAAAAUUCAAUAUACAUGGGAUUAUCAUAAUUUAAUAAUUGGUCAAAAACAAUAA
Molecule: messenger RNA, 885 nt
Organism: Adineta steineri
Lineage: Eukaryota; Metazoa; Rotifera; Eurotatoria; Adinetida; Adinetidae
Source: the annotation of a GenBank genome assembly